ACCUUUCUUCUUCUUCUCUCUUCAUUAAGACCAAAAUCUUUUUCUCUUCGUCUUCAUGCAUGAACCCUAACUAAGUUCUUCUUUUCCAAUCUCUUACAAGAACUUUUAGAUCACCAUAUGAACUCGAUGAAUAAUAACUGGCUAGGUUUUUCUCUCUCUCCGUAUGACCAGAAUAUACACCGUAUGUGCGUCGACUCUUCCACCGACACUGACACAACAGCCGUAGAUGUCGCGGGGGAGUACUGUUACGAUAUGACUGCUGCCUCUGUUGAGUCUUCAGCCGUUCGAACAUCGUUUCCUUCUCCUUUUGGUGUAGUCCUCGAUUCCUUCACCAGAGACAACAAUAGUCACUCCCGAGAUUGGGACAUCAAUGGUGGUGCAUGCAAUAACAUCCACAGUAAUGACCAAAAUGACCCAAAGCUUGAGAAUUUCUUCGGCCGCACCACCACGAUUUACAACACCAGCGAAAAUGGUGGAGAUGGAAAUGGUGGUCGUGGAGGAGGAGACGAUUCUGGUGUCUCACUAGGCCUUUCGAUGAUUAGGACAUGGCUGAUAAAUCAGCCGGUGUCUAAUAUGGAUCAUCAAGACAAUAAUGGUACUGGUGCAAGAGGCUUGUUACUAUCUAUGAACUCUUCUACUACUUGUGAUAGCAGCACCUACAACAAUGGUAAUGUUGUUCGACAAGAGAAGACAAUUGUUGAUAGCGUAGAUGCUACACCGAAGAAAACUACUGAGAGUUUUGGACAAAGAACGUCUAUAUAUCGCGGUGUUACAAGGCAUCGGUGGACAGGAAGAUACGAGGCACAUUUAUGGGAUAAUAGUUGCAAAAGAGAAGGCCAAGCUCGCAAAGGAAGACAAGUUUAUUUGGGAGGUUAUGACAAAGAAGAAAAAGCAGCUAGGGCUUAUGAUUUAGCCGCACUCAAGUAUUGGGGAACCACCACCACUACUAAUUUCCCCAUGAAUGAAUAUGAGAAAGAGGUAGAAGAGAUGAACCACAUGACGAGGCAAGAGUAUGUUGCCUCUCUGCGCAGGAAAAGUAGUGGUUUCUCUCGUGGAGCAUCGAUGUAUCGAGGAGUAACAAGGCAUCACCAACAUGGAAGAUGGCAAGCUAGGAUCGGAAGAGUCGCCGGUAACAAAGACCUCUACUUAGGAACUUUUGGUACACAAGAAGAGGCUGCAGAGGCAUACGACAUUGCAGCCAUCAAAUUUAGAGGAUUAAGCGCAGUGACUAACUUCGAAAUGAGUAGAUACAACGUUAACGCAAUCCUCGAAAGCCUGAGCCUUCCUAUUGGUAGCGCUGCAAAACGUCUCAAGGAGGUUAACCAUUCGGUUCCAAGUAUGAUGAUCGGUAAUAACGUUUCAGAGAGUGAAAAUAAUACUAGCAGUUUGCGAAACUCUGCGCAUCAGCAUCAUCAUGGAAUUGAUUUGAGCUUAUUACAGCAACAUCAAGAGAGGUACAAUAAUUAUCACGAUGGAGGGAACUUGUCUCCGGAGAGUGCUAGUGCUAGUGCUUGUUUCAAACAAGAGGAAAAGCAGCACCGUUUCUUAAGCAACUCGCCGAGACUCAUGGCUAAUACCGGUCAUUGUAGUUCUGAUUGGGAUGAUUCGGUUACUGUUUGUGGAAAUGUCGUUGACUAUGGUGGUUAUCAAGGACUUGCAGUCCCGGUCGGAACAUCUGCUAACUGCGAUGCCAUGGCCGCUGCGGAGAUUGCUUAUGACGAAAGUAACCAUUAUUAUUUUGCUCAGCAACUGCAUCAGCAGCAAGUAGAUUUUCCAGGGGCAGUUUCGAAUAAUAUUGGCUCAAAUAUGUACUUUCAUGGGGAAGGUGAUGGAGAGGGGGCUACAGAAUUGGAACGACACUUAGAAAAAUAGUUAAAGAUCUUUAAUUAGUUGAGUUUGCUUUGUGUGUUGUGAACAUUUUGAUUCUGUUUUACUUCUUUUUCUUUUUCUCUUAUGGUUAGUUUCUUAUGAAAAUUUGGAUAAAUUUUAUGAAGUAUCAUUCUUUAUAGUU
Raphanus sativus (radish) is the source of this 2011-nucleotide messenger RNA. Its product is annotated as AP2-like ethylene-responsive transcription factor BBM2. NCBI's taxonomy places the organism in Eukaryota, Viridiplantae, Streptophyta, Magnoliopsida, Brassicales, Brassicaceae. Gene Ontology annotation, molecular function: DNA-binding transcription factor activity; DNA binding. The coding region runs from base 118 to 1872 and encodes 584 amino acids. The record is from RefSeq and is a predicted model, not a curated record. Gene Ontology annotation, biological process: regulation of DNA-templated transcription. The transcript is spliced from 9 exons.